CCCAGGCGGAGGCAAGUUAUUCGGUCAAGUCAACCACAGUCCACAGACAUAGAGCGUCUCUCUUCCUCAUCGCCGGCGGGCGCAGGCACACCUUCCACCUCCAUCCCCUCGAGACCGAUCCUUGCCAUGGGCACGGACUGGCGGCCCAUGCAGGGGUCCAACCCCCUCGCCAGCGUCGACCCGGACUGGCGUGCCCAGCUCCAGCCGGAGACGCGCAACAGGAUCGUCAGAAGGAUAUUGGAAACUCAUCCGCCAGUAUCAAAGCCAACGGGAUUGAACGAACUUCAAAGAAACGCCGUGCGGUUCGAAGAGGAGAUCUAUACCACAGCGACCAACCAGUCUGAUUAUUGGCGGGAAAUCUGUCUGAAAAUGCUCUCUAUGGAGACAAUGCCAGAACAGGCUCCUGGAAAUUCUCAAAACAACCCUGGUCAAGAAUCUGUGGACAAUAGUGCUCAAACAGGCCAAGCAGGUGUAGGUAAUUGGCAAGAGGAGAUAUAUCAAAUGAUUAGGAGCUUGAAGGAAAAGUACUUUGCGGAACUCAAUGAAUUGUUCAAUAAGAUCUCUGCGAAAAUACAUUAUGUUGACAGCAUCAUACCACCUCAAAGGCCAUCUGAGGAGUACGAAAGAAUGAAGAACUUUAAAAUAAUGUUGGAGCGUAUAUUACAAAUUCUGCAAAUUAGCAAGAGUACUCUCCAACCUGCUCUGAGGGACAAGCUUCCUCAUUACGAGAAACAGAUCAUCAGCAUCUUGAAUUCAUAA
Lolium rigidum is the source of this 759-nucleotide messenger RNA. RefSeq names its product mediator of RNA polymerase II transcription subunit 15a-like. NCBI's taxonomy places the organism in Eukaryota, Viridiplantae, Streptophyta, Magnoliopsida, Poales, Poaceae. The record is from RefSeq and is a predicted model, not a curated record. The transcript has 6 exons. Gene Ontology annotation, biological process: regulation of DNA-templated transcription. The coding region runs from base 127 to 759 and encodes 210 amino acids. Gene Ontology annotation, molecular function: transcription coactivator activity; chromatin DNA binding.